Molecule: messenger RNA, 2149 nt
Organism: Bubalus bubalis (water buffalo)
Lineage: Eukaryota; Metazoa; Chordata; Mammalia; Artiodactyla; Bovidae
Product: nuclear pore complex protein Nup88
Exons: 1
Coding region: 92-1831 (579 amino acids)
Biological process (GO): mRNA export from nucleus; protein import into nucleus; ribosomal large subunit export from nucleus
Cellular component (GO): nuclear pore
Molecular function (GO): structural constituent of nuclear pore
Source: RefSeq, a predicted model, not a curated record
GCUUUGCAUAAAUCCACCCCUGUUUGAAAUCUAUCAAGUCUUGUUAAGCCCAACACAACAUCAUGUAGCACUUAUAGGAAUAAAAGGACUUAUGAUAUUAGAAUUACCUAAAAGAUGGGGAAAGAAUUCUGAAUUUGAAGGUGGAAAAUCAACAGUGAAUUGUAGUACCACUCCCGUUGCUGAGAGAUUUUUCACCAGUUCCACCUCUCUGACUCUGAAGCAUGCUGCUUGGUAUCCGAGCGAGAUGCUAGAGCCCCACAUAGUGCUGUUAACGUCAGACAAUGUCAUAAGAAUUUACUCUUUGCGUGAGCCCCAGACACUGACCAAGGUCAUUGAACUUUCAGAAGCAGAAGAGGAAAGUCUAAUACUCAACAAAGGAAGGGCCUACACUGCAUCUCUGGGAGAGACAGCAGUUGCAUUUGACUUUGGGCCAUUGUCAGCAGUCCCGAAGCACAUAUUUGGACAAAAAGGCAAAGAAGAAGUAGCAGCUUACCCUCUGUACAUCUUAUAUGAGAAUGGGGAGACUUUCCUUACAUACAUUAGUCUGUUGCACAGCCCUGGGAGUGUGGGCAAGCUGUUGGGCCCGUUGCCCAUGCAUCCUGCUGCUGAAGAUAACUAUGGCUACGAUGCUUGUGCUGUGCUCUGCUUACCAUGUGACCCUAACAUCCUGGUGAUUGCUACUGAAUCAGGAAUGCUGUAUCACUGUGUUGUGCUGGAGGGGGAAGAAGAAGAUGACCAAACAUCAGAAAAGUCCUGGGAUUCCAGGGCUGACCUCAUUCCAUCUCUGUAUGUGUUUGAGUGUGUUGAGUUGGAGCUUGCCCUGAAACUGGCAUCUGGAGAGGAUGAGCCCUUUGAUUCUGACUUUUCUUGUCCAAUCAAACUUCACAGAGAUCCCAAGUGUCCUUCAAGAUACCACUGCACUCAUGAAGCUGGUGUACACAGUGUGGGGCUAACUUGGAUUCAUAAACUUCACAAGUUUCUUGGGUCAGAUGAAGAAGAUAAGGACAGUUUACAGGAACUGGCUACAGAACAGAAAUGCUUUGUAGAACACAUUCUUUGUACAAAGCCACUGCCGUGCAGGCAGCCAGCUCCGAUUCGAGGAUUCUGGAUUGUCCCUGACAUCCUGGGGCCAACGAUGAUCUGCAUCACCAGUACCUACGAAUGCCUCAUCAGGCCUUUACUGAGCACAGUCCAUCCAGCGUCUCCUCCCCUGCUUUGUACCCGAGAGGAUGUUGAAGUAGCAGAGUCUCCCCUUCGUAUUCUGGCUGAAACUCCGGAUUCCUUUGAAAAGCAUAUUAGAAGCAUUUUGCAACGUAGUGUUGCAAAUCCAGCAUUUUUGAAAUCAUCUGAAAAAGAUAUGGCUCCUCCUCCUGAAGAAUGUCUUCAGCUCAUCAGCAGAGCCACCCAGGUGUUCAGAGAACAGCACAUUCUAAAACAGGACCUGGCAAAGGAGGAGAUUCAGCGGAGGGUCAAGUUGUUAUGUGACCAAAAAAAGAAACAAUUAGAAGAUCUCAAUUAUUGUCGAGAGGAGAGGAAAAGUCUACGGGAAAUGGCUGAGCGCUUAGCCGACAAAUACGAGGAAGCCAAGGAAAAACAGGAAGACAUCAUGAACAGGAUGAAAAAAGUACUUCACAGUUUUCACUCUCAGCUCCCAGUUCUCUCUGACAGUGAGAGAGACAUGAAGAAAGAAUUACAGCUGAUACCUGAUCAACUUAGACAUUUGGGCAAUGCCAUCAAACAGGUUACUAUGAAAAAAGACUAUCAACAACAAAAGAUGGAAAAGGUACUGAGUCCUCAAAAGCCCACCAUUACUCUCAGCGCCUACCAGUGAAAAUGCAUUCAGUCCAUCCUGAAGGAGGAGGGUGAGCACAUAAGAGAAAUGGUGAAGCAAAUUAACGACAUCCGAAAUCAUGUAAACUUCUGAACCACCAAGAACAGACUCACAUCUGAAGUUAACACAUGUGCAGGCUUAAUCUCAUUAUAAAAUGAACAAGUAGCACUAAUUUAUAAAGAAGCAGGUGCCUUGUUAGCGUUAUCAGUCUCAUAAUUUAUAAAGAGGUAUUCUGGAUGAACUUUGGUGUGAUUGUACAUCCCUUUUUAUACUGUUUUAUAAUUAAUUGAAUAAAUGCUUGUAUUAAAAAAAAAAAAA